AUGAAUUCGGACACAGCAAAUACUGGUAUAAAACCAGAGAAAAAAAUGAAAGUAAAUCCAAUAAUAUUGGAUUCUUUCUCAAAACUUAUUGUUGAUAACGCUCAUUCGCGAAUGCAAGGUGAAAUAAAUUUACUGACAAUUCUUUUGCAGUUAAAAAAGGAUGAUCCAAAUAAUGAAGAAUUUACUUAUUCUUUGAAAAGAUUGAUUCGGGGAUUAGGAUCAUCGAAAAUGGUUUCUAGAAAAGGAUUUUUUUCUACUUUAACCACCUAUUUAAAACAAAAUUUAGACUCUGAUAUAGAUCAACUAAUAGAGAUAAUGGAAGCAGAAUUGAAAUUAGUCAGUAAUCUAUCUAAAAGUGAAAGGGGUGACAUUUAUAUGGGGAGAAUACUUUUCUGUGGAUCGUUGAUAAGAUCUAAAUUGCUGUUUAAUUGUCCAGUCGACAAACAGCAGCAGAUUUUAGAAAUUUUAUUGACUGCUGGUACUCAAAAAAGCUAUUUGUCGUUUAUUUCAAUUUCAUUUUUAAUUGAUUUUAUUGACCAAUUAGAUGAAAAGUAUAUCAAAACUCAUUUUUGGUCGUUGCUUGAAAAUCAUAUAGGCAAAAGUUGGACUGAACAUUCAUUAGAUACUUUUUAUGCAUUAUUACAUAUCAGUGUUAAAUUUCCUUCUCUGUUAAAGAAAAAAUUCCUUAAACAACAUUUGAACGCUGAGAGUAUUAUUCACAAAGAUACCAUUAACGAUUUGCUUAAACUAGUAACCGACACGCCAAGAAUUACAUCAUAUCAACAUCCGUUGUAUAAAAUAUUAAGCGAACUUUUGAUAUCAUCAGAAUGUAUUGAAGAUUUUUGGAAUGGUAUCGAUCAACGAUUUGUACAACCGUCUAAAAGUAUGGAAUACUUAGCUUUAGAAUUAUUGAAUCACAUCAUACCGAACAUUACAGAUUCAACUAAGCUACCUAGUUUAUUAUCUUCAAAUUUAUUAAACUGGAUGGUAGGAAGAUUCAAUAUUCAUCCAAGAUAUCGUAAUGAUGAUGUAGCAAAUUUGUUUCGAAAAGUAUUAGCUAAUUAUGUAUUAGCAUUAAGUAAACCAGACGUUAAACCUAAAGUUCGAAUCACUGUUUUAAAAACACUAAUACAUUAUCCUGGAGAUCUCAUGAUUGAAAAAAUAACAGGCGUAAAAGUAAUUCAAUCCAUUACGACAUAUAUGAGUUUGAAUGGAUUAAAAAAGCUAGCUAAAUUUUACACGGCAAUUGUGGAUGAUUCUGAACCCAAAAAAGCUGAAUCGAAAGAAAAAUCUUGGAGUAACGCUGAAAGAAAUUAUGCUUGCCAAUUAUUGUGUAAACUAUUAGGACAACCUGCUGUAAAUGCAGAUCUUGAUUGGAAACACGAACAGUUGACAUUUUUAUUCAAUUUUGGUAUGUGUGAAAUUGAAAAUGUUAAUGAAGAAUUGGCUUCACACAUUAAAGAUAGUUUUUAUCGAGCUUUAGAUCAUAAACAAAAAUUGCCUGAACUUUAUGCUCUUUUCGACAAGUUGGUAAGAUACAUAAACACUGAAUUGUUUGUAAAUAAAAUACUCACUCUCAGAACACCAUUGGAUGAUUCAGCGAUUGAAGCUUGGAAAAAAAUGAUGAAAUUUGUCAAAAAAACAAAAGAUGAUUCUCGAAACAAUGAAGUUAAUUUAAUUUUUCAUGUUAUGGACUUAAAUAUGGGAUUGCAAAUUUUUAUUGAUCCAACAAUGGCUAUUUCUAGUAUUAACGAAAUUCACAUUUGCUACGAAAAAUUGAAACAAAAAAAAUCUAAGAAAAAAUCUAAAAAAAUAGAAGAUGAAGAACCUGAGUGGGUCGAUGUUAUUGUUGACUUUUUGUUGUCUUUACUUUCACAGAGCAAUCAUUUGUUAAGAUCACUUGUACAACGCGUUUUUCCACACUUGUGUCCAGUACUUACAGCAACCUCUGUGCAUCGAAUAUUGGAAGUCCUCGAUCCAAAAGAUGAUAAAGGUCCACUUGUUCCUGAAGGUACCGAAAAUGAUUCUUCUGAUGAUGAAUCAAAUUCUGAAGACGAGGAUUCCGAUAAUAACAGUGAAAAAAUGAUUAAAAAAAAAUCUGUUACAAAAAACUCUGUUGAAGAAAAUGAAGAUGACGAUGACGAUGAAGACGAAGACGAUGAUGAUUUUGAUGAAGAGGACGAAGAUGAAACGAUUAAUGAUCGUUUAAGAAUGGCAGUUAGACAAGCUCUUGGAAGUGCAUCAGCCAACCCUGAUGUUAAUGACAUUGAUUUAGACGAGAUUGAUGAAGAAGAAGGCAAACGUCUCGAUGAAUCUUUAGCUGCAGCUUUUAAAAUCCUCCGGGAAAGUCGACCAAAUAAAAAGAAGCAAGAAAAAAGUGCUGAAGCCCUAACUCAUUUUCGAGUUCGAGUAAUUGAUCUUCUUGAUAUUUAUAUUGAUUCUGGACCUUCAAUGGCAUUAGUUUUAGAUAUGCUAGUACCUUUAUUUGCUUUACUGGAGUUUUGCAUAAAAGAUGUUCAUCAGGAACCUUUGGAAGGACGAGUACGUUCAUGUCUUAAGAAAUUAUCAUCGGUAAAAAAAUUCAAAGACACAGAAGGUGUAGAUGAAAAACUACUCACUGAUUUAGCAACGAUAUUAAUUGAAAAAGGUGAACGAUCAGCAGCAGUUUGUCAAGAAAUGGGAGAUAAAUUAGCUGAGUGCUAUGCAUUAAUAAUAAAAUGUUUCCAACAAACUGACUUACCGCAAGAUUCUUUGGUCAAAAUUUACAUUGAUUGUUUGAAAAAAUUUUUCAAGAAACGAGACUGUAUUCUUCCUGCAAACUUAUUCAAAAAUACUCUUAAUCUUCUCUGGACUGGAAACUGGCAAUUAAUGCCGUUACUCAUUGAUUAUGCAUUUGAUAAUACUAUAAGAUCUUAUCGUCGGAGCCAAGCUUUAGAAUUUAUGAUAAUAUUCUAUCAUAAUCAUCGAUUAAUGAAAAGCGAAGAAGAUUCAAAUCUUCGAUUGAAUAUUGAAAAAAAACUGUGUAAAAAUACGGUAAAAUUGUUCCAGGAACUUACUACUCAUCAAGAUAAAUAUAAUAAUGAAUGUUCUAAGACAGACAAUGACGUUACUUCAAAGGAGCUACGACAAAAAUUUGUUGGUUUGCUUUGGACAUUAUUAUCUGCUAUCUAUCCACAUCAGUUGCCGAAAGCUUGGAAUUGGAAGAGCAUUGCUCUCUUAAUUACUGAAUAUCGAGAAAAAAAUUCUUUCUCUAAAGAUGCUAAAACUGCAUACAAAAAAUUAGCUUCGCAAAUUGGAGCACCGAUUAAUGUAACAACUAAAAUAAAAGAACAAAAAAAGGAGCCGAUGAAAAAUGGAACAUUAUCAAAGGAUUUCGAGAAAGAGAACGAAGAAGUUGAAGAAUUAAAUGAUGAAAAAUCAUCAGAAGAAAAUGAUAAAGUUUUGGUUAAAAAAUUGAAAAAAGAACUGAAGAAACAGUUAAAAAAUCGUAGUAAGAAAGGAGAUAAGCAAAAAUUGAAAAAAGAAGCUCGUGAAUUAAGAGCCAAAUUAAUGUCUGAAGGUUUGGAAACUGUGAACUUUAGUUCAGUUGUGAUUCCGGAAGAAAUUAUUGAUGAUGAGCCAAUGGAGACUGCAGAACCUACGGAAAACGGAAUUUCCAAAGAAACCAGAAAAAAUAAGUUGAUUGAGAAAUCAUCAAAAAAACGCACACAUACAGGUAACGAACGAUCUAACAAAUCAAAAAAGAAAAAACAUGUUUAAAAUUUUUUAUUGUUAUAAUUAAAUAAAUUAUGAGGUUAAUAAAUCAUUUUU
Cotesia congregata is the source of this 3810-nucleotide messenger RNA. The record is from the annotation of a GenBank genome assembly. Lineage: Eukaryota; Metazoa; Arthropoda; Insecta; Hymenoptera; Braconidae.